AUGAAGAUAUGGUCUGGCUUGCAUAUACUCUGGCAGCAGAAACCCACCGGUGCCUUCACAGUAACUUCCGUCCUUGAUCAAGCCAUUAUCCCUGCCCUCAUCAACACAGCACUCUGUACCAACGCGCCGGAGGAUCAGAGGCAAGAUUCUCUUCUGGACUGUUAUAAUCUCGUUGCUGCAUCCUGGGACUCCAUGGGUCGCCCAGAUAUAGCGACUGGUCUUGCAAUCCCGCUGGUUCGACUUGCGCGUUUGAUAGCCAGCGCAGGUGCUGUACUACCGAAAUGGCUGACCACGAAUCCGCGCGCAAACAGAUUGAUUUGGCGCGCGAAUGCCUGCUUACCUAUCGGAGAAGACGACAUAUCGUGGCGCUACAUCAUCGAAGCCUCUCAGCAAACCGAGUCGCCUUACUUUCCGUUGCUGCACCUCUACACCGUGCUCAUCAGCCAGAGUAUCGCACAUUAUCCUGCGCCACAGCCGUACCCUACCAAACGCCAUGAGCUUACGGACUUAGUGGUUGAGCGCUGUUGUACGAGGAUCGGUGGUGGUGGAGCUGCUUGGAAGGGCAAGCCGGGUGAUGAACUCAAGGAUAUUUUGGUAGGAGUAUACGACGAACUACGAAGGUAUCAAUUAGAAAAGGGCAAGAUCAGUCUUCGAGGUCACGACAGAGAGGAUGCGAUUGUCAAAGGCAUAUGGGCACUCGCUAGCUGGGGCGGUGGACGAGGUAACACGCGCUGA
This is a messenger RNA of Alternaria atra, 735 nucleotides long. RefSeq lists its product as uncharacterized. The coding region runs from base 1 to 735 and encodes 244 amino acids. The transcript has a single exon. Lineage: Eukaryota; Fungi; Ascomycota; Dothideomycetes; Pleosporales; Pleosporaceae. The record is from RefSeq and is a predicted model, not a curated record.